ACUAAACAAGUCAAUGAACUCUUACAAAUUUGCCUUUUUAAAGAUUACGAUAACCGUGAUUAUAUCACGUGAUACAAUUAAAAUUUUAGACACGCUAAAAACGCGCAAUAAUACUGAAAGAGUUUUAAGUGUGACACACAUGUAUUGUUAUAAAAAUCCAUGCAGUUUUAAACAAAAUAAAACAGUUUCCUAUGUGUGGAAAAUAACUUCAUAUGGACAAUGAAAAUAGAAUACGCGUUUAAGACACUCGACGAAUACCGGUAUCAUAGAUUGAUAACAAUUCAAUUACCGGAUCGAUUUCAAAGAGUACUUACAUGCUUUUCAAUAAAAUGUGGGGGAUAUUAGAUAUCACAAAACAGUGUACAGGAAAUUGUUCAAAAGUGUUUCUAGUACUGCUCGGCGUCACGUGUUUAACGUUCCUUAUCGUUCAACGAGAUUUAAUGCGGAAUGUUUAUGUCAUGUACAUUACUAAUGGUUCACUUCUGAGUAACUCUUCAUGGAACUACAGUGGAAAUAAAGCGAACAUAUUUCUUUCAAUGCGAUAUAGAAGAAAUGGAACAGCAUACAGAAAUAAUGAAGUGUUCGUUACAAGAAAUCAAUCUAUCACUUACAUAUUAGAUGACGUCACAGGCGAAAUGCCAUCUCUAAAUUCAGAACAAUCUCAGUCUUACAAUGUUUCGAAGUUUGAAUCAGAUUAUGACGUAAGGGACAAAUGGCAAAAGAGCCAAGCGCUUGCUGUAUUUAUACUAUCAGCAACCGGCAGCAAUCAAACAAAUAUUGGUGGCUAUCGACAUGAGAUCAAAUUAAAUGGUUGGCAUGGUGCCAAACAUAGACUCACAGCCAUCAAGUGUUGUGUUCUUUUGGUUAAUGGCACAAGAAAACAUUAUUUAAAUCCUAAUAAGACAACGCGCGGAAAGCGAUUAAAUCUGGUAGCAACACAAUUGACAUGUCCAAUAAAAAGUUCGUUGAUGGACGUCACGGGGGUCACGGUGGAAUUUGCGAAAAAGAAGUGCCCAACCAAAAAUUCUGAUUAUAUAGUGCCAUUCAUUCCAAAGCGUCAACCACAACGUCAUUCGUUUGCUAUAUGCUUGAAAAUUUUAUAUGGAAAUGUUGAUAACAAAUUAUUAAUUGACUGGAUAGAGUUUUACAGGGAGAUAAAAGUUGACAAAGUAUUUACGUUUGUUUAUAACAUCACAGAAGAUACCAAUAAAAUCAUCCAAUACUAUGAACGGUUAGGAUUUUUAGAGACGAGACAGUUUGCAUUUCCAUGGAAGAAAGGGCGUAAUGUCGGCAUGAAAACACCGUUGGCAUGGGAGGACGAACAGGUUGUUGUUUAUGAUUGCAUUUACCGUCUCCAUGGUUACACAUACGUUGCUAUAAUUGAUUUAGACGAAUUUCUACUCCCUAGGAAGCAUGACAACAUUAAGGACACAAUGGAAUAUUUAAUAAAAAGACACCCGAAAGCAGCUGGAUUUUCUUUGAAAAGUUUCAUUUUCAAUAAAGAUUGGGGUGUGUCAGGGAGGAACAAUGGCUCAGAUGUCGUGAAGUACAUACAAAGAACAAGUGCACUUACAGGGACGCGUGCCCGUGCAAAGAAUAUACUUAUUCCGUCACGUGUUGCAGUUGACAGAAUAUUCUGUACACACGAGUUUAAUCCAAUCACUGGAUAUAAAAGGUAUACAGUUAAUGAAUCAACACUUGCACUCAAUCAUUACCGCGUAUGUUACGACAACAUUAAACAAAUAUGUGAUAAACGAAAGAGCGUAACAGACGUGUCUAUAAUAAAAGUGAUGGACAAAAUACGAAACAUAACGCGCAAUAUGAUUUGAUGCUGGAAGUUAUUAUUUCGAGAUCUUGAUAAAUCGUGUUCAUAAUGAAUAUCUUCUAAUUGUCGUUUGACACAGUCACUGCAGUCAUAAUGAUGACAUAUGCUGCUCGGCAUUACUGUAGAAUAUGUGUUUGAUCAGUGGUGUGGUUCUAGGACACACAAUUCAUCUGUAUUGUUCUCAAAGUCUGCACCUUCCAAGUAUCUGAUCUGUUGCCACAAAAGCAAUGUGAUGUUUGACAUUAAUAGAUCAGAACAGAUACUUUAUUUUUUACUUGUACAAUUUAUAUACAUACGCAAGCAGAUAUAUCGCUGUUCUUUAUUACCAACAAAUUUGUGUAGAUACAAUGUACAAGAAAACUCACGGUGCUU
Messenger RNA from Ruditapes philippinarum (Manila clam), 2197 nucleotides. RefSeq lists its product as uncharacterized. The coding region runs from base 315 to 1829 and encodes 504 amino acids. NCBI's taxonomy places the organism in Eukaryota, Metazoa, Mollusca, Bivalvia, Venerida, Veneridae. The record is from RefSeq and is a predicted model, not a curated record. The transcript is spliced from 5 exons.